AAAAAUUUGGAGAUAAGAACGAGACAGAGGGCUUCAAGUAUCGCCCGUAACAAUCACCGUCCUGUGAGCGUCGAAGCAAGAAGCAGCAGGGGAGGCAGCGCGAACUGAAGCAGAUCAACAAACUAGAGAGUAAAGAUGGCGGGUGGCAUGGGAGUGAACAAGAACAAGUUCAUAGAGGACUGGAAUCACGCUAGGGAGAACCUAGAGCUAACCUUCCGUUGGACUCGCCGCAACCUAGCGAUCGCUGGAUUCUUUGGCGUGGCCGUUCCCAUUCUCGUUUACAAGGGCAUCGUGAAUGAAUUUCACAUGCAGGAUGAGGACUGGGGAAGACCACCGAGGAAAUUCCUGUGAGGGGAUUUCAUCGGAUGAGGUUUUUCAGUUGUUUCUUUUGGAAUAAUGGUAAUUUUGACUUGGCAGAAUUUGGUCGUUUAAUGGCACGAUAAGAAAGAUAUUGAAGCUUGUUUGGCUAUUGGUAGCUUCUUUUUACAUUGCAUUGUUGUUUUUGAUAAGGAGCCUGUGAAUGAGGCUUUUGUAAGUGAUGAUAAAACCAUGCUACUUUAAAUCUGAUAUGCGUAUUGUGUCAGUCUUUAUAGUUUUAUUUGGAUAAAAUUUUUGA
Molecule: messenger RNA, 616 nt
Organism: Dendrobium catenatum
Lineage: Eukaryota; Viridiplantae; Streptophyta; Magnoliopsida; Asparagales; Orchidaceae
Exons: 2
Coding region: 136-351 (71 amino acids)
Source: RefSeq, a predicted model, not a curated record